UCAAUGGCAGUGAUUGGUGGCAGCCCUGUAGUGCUACUGGACGAGCCAACAGCUGGCAUGGAUCCUGGCGCUCGACGAGAUGUGGAGACAUUGUUAGAGAGCAUAAAAGUUGACCGAACAGUCUUACUCACCACACAUUACAUGGAUGAAGCGGAACUGCUUGGAGAUAGGGUGGCUAUCAUGGCCAAAGGACGGGUAUAUUGCUGUGGAACGCCUCAGUUCCUCAAGAAGAGGUGUGAACUUUUGGUUUAUAGAGAAAAAUGUAAUCCAGUAGAUUAUUAA
Messenger RNA from Strongylus vulgaris, 282 nucleotides. The record is from the annotation of a GenBank genome assembly. Lineage: Eukaryota; Metazoa; Nematoda; Chromadorea; Rhabditida; Strongylidae.